This is a messenger RNA of Porites evermanni, 1302 nucleotides long. Lineage: Eukaryota; Metazoa; Cnidaria; Anthozoa; Scleractinia; Poritidae. The record is from the annotation of a GenBank genome assembly.
AUGAGCAAACCGCUCCUCGAACGUAGUAAUAUGUGUGGUCACACUCGCGAGCAGCGAAUGUUACAUGGUACCUGGUGCACCCUAGAAUUGCAGAAAGCCGUCGAGAAGGGGUACCAAAUUAUCAAGAUCCAUGAAGUCUGGCAUUUUACACCAGAGAACCGCUGCACUGGUCUGUUUGCCGAUUAUGUGAACACCUGGCUGAAGCUAAAACAGGAGAGCGCUGGUUGGCCCGCAGGUGUUGAAACCCCAGAACAGAAAGCUGCCUAUAUCCGAGACUACAAGAAACACGAGGGGAUUAAACUGGAGCAUGUCACAGAAAAUCCGGGCCGAAAAUCGAUUGCGAAGAUGCUUUUGAACAGGUGACUGGUUAUGUUAAAAUCUUUCACGAUGAAAAAUGUCUUAGUUACAGUAAAAGUCUGCACAUUUUAAAUUUAACUUGCAGUGUUUUUCCGCAUUUUUCAGUUUGCGAAAUGAUUUAUACUGCGCAAACGUAGAUGCACGCUACAAAUCAAAAAUUACAGUGUUUUGUAUGAGAAAUAUGUGUAAAAAAGUCUGCACUUAAGAAAAAUUAUUUGCAGUGUUUUUCCGCAUUUUUCAGUUUGCGAAAUGUUUUAUACAGUGCAAUGGUCAAUGCGCAGUCGAAAUCAAAAAUUAUAAUCUGCGGACCACCAAGGAAACAAUAACAAAUGUAUAUUUUUUAUUCUAUCUUUCAGUUUAUGGGGCAAAUUUGGCGAACGUCAAAAUAAACCGAUGACCCAUUGCAUCACGCAGCCUGCUCAUUUGUUCAGGAUCCUGGAUGACAAAACCUUUGAAAUUUCUGCCAUGCGUAUCUGUUCCCAAGACGUGAUGGAAAUCGUCACUACCAUCGCGGAAGAAGAAUAUGAACGGAGCUUUAAAACAAACGUGUUCGUCGCGGCCUUCACGACAUCUCUGGCUCGCCUUAAGCUGUAUGAAGCCCUUGAUUUUUUAGGUGACCGAGCUUUGUAUUACAAUACAGACUCGGUCAUCUACAAAACCAAACCUGGUCAGGAAAAACUGCCACUGGGUCCAUACCUCGGACAGUUUACAGAUGAACUUGGCGGUGACUUUAUCGUGGAAUUUUGCAGUGGUGGUGCCAAGAAUUACGGCUAUCUUACCAAGAAAGGCAAAGUGGAAUGUAAGGUACGCGGGUUCACCCUUAAUUAUGAGACACUCCAGAUUCUCAAUUACUACACAAUGCGGGAUAAUAUCCUGAGAGAAUUGAAUCAGCCCCUGCAGCAGCGGCGAGAAAUGGCCAUUACGAUUCCUGAUUUCUUUGCCUGA